Messenger RNA from Oreochromis aureus, 1074 nucleotides. RefSeq names its product mast cell protease 1A-like. Gene Ontology annotation, biological process: proteolysis. Gene Ontology annotation, molecular function: serine-type endopeptidase activity. Bases 31 to 813 code for a protein of 260 amino acids. The record is from RefSeq and is a predicted model, not a curated record. The transcript has 5 exons. NCBI's taxonomy places the organism in Eukaryota, Metazoa, Chordata, Actinopteri, Cichliformes, Cichlidae.
CCAGAAACAGUUCACCGUUUGGCUAACAUCAUGCACGGUCUGCAAAAACUUCUACUGUUCCAUCUUCUUGCAUGCCUCGGGCAUGGAAGUGCGAUUAUACAUGGUGAAAAGGCAGCAAAGAACUCAAUGCUUUAUAUGGUCUCAGUGCAGAACAAACAAGGUCAUAUAUGCGGAGGAUUUCUCAUCACUGAAGACUUUGUGGUCACUGCUGCACACUGUGACAAUGAGAACCUUACACACGUUGUUCUUGGAAGCCACAAUCUCAACAACCAUCAUGAAAAAAUAGAGAUUAAAAAAUCCAUCAAGUUUGAAAAUUAUAGAAAUGUUCAAUAUGGUGAUGACAUCAUGCUCCUUAAAUUAUCUAGGAAAGUUCAACUAGACCGCACAGCACAGAUAAUUCAGCUUCCACAUGCUGAAAUAAAACUACAAAAAGAUCAAGUGUGCCAGGUGGCUGGAUGGGGUUUCACUGAAAAUUACUCUCUACCUAAUGAGCUGAGAGUGGUGAACGUUUCUGUCAUUCAAUAUCAACUCUGUAAGAAAAAAUGGCCUAAUCUUCCUGACAACGUUAUCUGUGCAGGUGGCUAUAGAACAAAUAAAGGAUUCUGUCAGAGAGAUUCCGGUGGUCCUCUGGUCUGCAAUGGGUUCGCAGUUGGUGUUGUUUCUUUCAACAAAAAUUUAAACUGCAAAUACCCAGAUGCACCCAAUGUCUAUACGGACAUCUCAAAAUACCGUCAGUGGAUCGACAAGAUUCUCAGAGGUGUAAUUUUAAGCAUUCCUGAUUGCUCUGUCGAUGUAACCAAAAGUGAAAAUUAAAAAGAUUCUGCUACUUCGCUCUGUCAAGCUGACCUUAUUGAAUUUAAAGCUCCUUAUCGCUUUAGUCUGUCACCAUGCAUUCUUUCAGCUAUAGCAAGUGUUGAUGUUCAAGUUAUCUUUUAUUACAAUGUUCUAAAUGUAUUUUAUGACCAUGGCAUGUAGAUAACUUGUAACUUUAUAUGUUUCGGUGCUUGUAAUUCUGCUGGCGUGCUGUCUGUACUGUUGUUUGACCCCCAAAGUUAAAUAAGCAAAUGAAAACAA